CGCCGCGCCGUCUCCUCCCUGCCUGAGUCUCUCUCGGAUUUCCGCUGUCUGCAAGCCGGCGAACACAGCCUGAGAUGGCCGAAAACGGCCAGCCGUCAACAUAUGCCUGCAAGUGCCUAAAUGUGCGGAUCCAUGCGCAGGCCCCACCCGGUCCGCCACAGGAGCCCCCCGACGGGUCACACACACCCGUCUAUGUCGGUGAAGACGGUGUCAGCGUCGCACACAUCCAGCUCACCCUGCGCAACAAGGGCCCGCGCACCGAGCGCAGAGUGGGGGACAGGACGGAGGCGGUCCGCGUCGUGUCGCUCACCUGCCUCGUCUGCGAGUCGCUCGUCUAUCGGAUAUCGCAGGUCGUCCUGCCGGACGUCGAGAGCGGAGAGGGCCUCGUGUUGCCCACCGACGAAUGGGUAGAAAAGGAGGUGCUGAGGAGCGCAGACGGCUGGAUAGAGAUUUCUGCGGACGCCUUGCUUGGAACAGCCAUCGAGGAGGCAGAAGCCUCGCCACAAUACUCGAAAAUUUUCGGUAUCGUACUUCCCUCCGGCGAAUUGCCCGUGACCAAGGACGGGCAUGCGUUCCUUUCGCCGUCUCAGUCCGCCCGGCCAAGCAGCCCAGAAAUCCCCGAGACGAUUCUCCCCCACCUUCCGGACUUGUUCCCGCCGCCGCCAUUUACGCCGACGCACCCAGUGUUCACGCACCUCUCGUCAUGCGCGGCAACAGAGUCCGAACGACUUCGCGCGGAGGGUGAAGCACACAUGAGGCAGGAGCUGCAAAAGACAAUCGCGGCGAUUCAGGCGGAAGAAGCGACGCUGAAGCAGAGUGUGGAACAACUAUGGGCCAAGUUCAAAGGAGUAGUACAAAAGUUCGAGGAGGAGGAUGCCUCCGCGCCGCCCCGACUUCGGCUGAAGACCAGACGGAGCAGCAGUAGAGGCAGGGGUCCUGCAGCUUCAGUACGGGUUACAAACUUUGUCCCUACGCCCAGCCCGCCCCCCAGGCAGAGCCGGCCCUCGGCGGCCGCGCAGUCCGCUCUGUCCGCGUCUCUUGCCACGUCCAACCUCCAAAGUGUCAUGGGACACCGCCAACGCGAGCCAUCGCCGCCCAGCACGUCGUCGAGAUCACCCACGCAGGUCGCGCGCACUGAUUCUCCCUCCACUGCGUCCUCCAAGACGCUGGGCAUGCCGAUCAACGGCGAGGCCGAGAUCCGGGAGGCCUACCGCAGAAACAUGGACGAGUCCCUCGACGUCGCGACGAGUUUCAAAUACAUGACGGAUCUCUCGCAGCACAUCGACGUGCGCCCGCCGCCGAGCGUGGCGGAGGAGCCGGAAGAGGAGGAGUCGUACAAUGAGGUGCCCAGCCCCAGCACGAGUGCGGUGCCACGAGGCCGGUCGCCCAGAGCUGGCAAGAGCGCCAUCAAAAAGCCGAAAUCGAACGGAGACAUCGGGGUCACCAAGGAGCCGGGGUCCCCUGUUCUCAAGGAAAGCCCGCCCAAAGAGCACACCACGCCGACCAAGGGCAAGAGGAAGGUCACGUUUGACGUGAAGCCGGAUGUUGCGAUCAUCGCCGAUGCCACCCCCAAGCUCUCAAGGCCCAAGACUGACAGACCUGAAGAGGAAGUGUUCGAUAUGGAGGGAGAGACUGUCGGCGUAGACACAGACACCUCUGCUCCUGUCUCGCUCGUGCCACCCCAGCAAGAACUUCCAGUGCAGGAGCCUAUCCGCCUCGCGCGGCGUCCUCAUCGUUUCCGGCAGACCGGCAACUCCGGCUUACCCUCGUCGUUGUCAUCAUUGCGCCCAGCAUCACUUCCGGCCCCUUCCGCGAUGCGCCGUAUCAUAUCCCUGGACAAGGCUGAUGGUACGCGCUUGCAGAACAUCAGGGAGUCUGUGCUUUCGCCGCCAGGGGGCAGUGAAGACAUCAAACGGCGCGAUGUCGCGGAGGAAGUGCGCGACUUGCAGGAAGAGGACGAGGACGAGAACGCCGAUCCACGUGAGGCGGAAAUUCUACGCCUGGUGGCUGCGAGCAUGCCGAGUCACAGGAGUGCGUGGAGAAAAGACAGCUCUGCCUGGCGCACGUUCGUCAACAGGCAGAAGCACGACAGCAAGCACAAGGCUAUCCCGGAAGAAGACGAAAGUUCUGCCGCCGACAGCUCUGCGGCCGAAGGGUCUGCGUACUAUGACGAGUCGACUGACUCGAGUAACCCUGACGAGGAGUCAAGAGUUGACGGAGGAACGGUCAUGGCCAAGUCUCUCCCUAUACCCAUCGGGCCGCUGGGUCUCCCGCCGCUCCGUAAGAACACUAACACCGCAGAGUCGAUGGGUAAGGUCUCUGCCGAGGCAAUGCGUCGUGCGUCAUACCGCGAGCGUGACCGGAUGCGCUCCAUCGACCCCGGUACACUUGAUUUCGACUUCGAGGAUGACGUCGAGGACGAGUUGGGCUCGCUUCCGGAGAAGGACGACCAGGCGGCUGGGAAGUCGAUGCAGCGCGCGCUGAACAUCCUCCAGAAACACAGCGAGAUACCCGGAGCUGGCAUGUGGCGCAGUCUGGCGUAAGGCAGAUGUUGGAGUCCACGCUAAUCUGAAAGCUAUAUAUUGUACAGGCCCCAUCUAAUCGUUUAUAUCCACCUCAACGUUGUAUCACAUACCAAGCUGACAGCCCUGUGUCCGCUCGCUCCGAUAUCCACGCCCUUCAACCCCGCCCAUCGCCUUCAUGCAGUCCUUGUCUGCUCUGCAACUCAUUGUUUGUGCUUUCUAUUUGUGCUCUCAUGUAUCAUUUGUGUAACAUUAUACGCUCCUCAUUGUCGAUUGUGCAGUCCCUAAACGGACUGUCCUUCGGAACUUGUUGCAUUUGCAGUACCCAUUUCUUGAUGUUAUCACCAGCAGCCUCUGUAUGCUAAUAGGCCUCCUCUCCCACCUCUGCCCAUCGGACUGUAAAUUACCUGUAGCAGUAGUCGUGGCGGACGCUGAACCAAUUUAAUCCUGCGCUUAU
This is a messenger RNA of Phanerochaete carnosa HHB-10118-sp, 2979 nucleotides long. RefSeq lists its product as uncharacterized. Lineage: Eukaryota; Fungi; Basidiomycota; Agaricomycetes; Polyporales; Phanerochaetaceae. The transcript has 6 exons. The coding region runs from base 75 to 2543 and encodes 822 amino acids. The record is from RefSeq and is a predicted model, not a curated record.